ACUGCAAAUCCCUUUCUGUAUUAUGUAUUUCAUACACUGAGAACACUUCAGUGCAGGAAAUGCUGUAAAAGGUUGUAGAAGGGAACUGCUUGCACACAUAUCCGAGUGUGUGAACAUAUGCUGGGAAGCCACAACUGACUAAAGCUUUCCAAACUGGAAUGUGGACACAGGAAUGGGAUAAAGGAAAGGAAAACUCAUGUCUGAAUCCACUAUUAAUUUUCCUUUAAUUAUUUAAUUGUAAAUGGCAUGUACCAUUAAUUAAGAACAGUUUCUGUCUACUGGUGUCCUUCUGUUUUGAGUAAGCUCAGUGCCUUACUUGCCAAGCAAAUCCCAUGAGUAGAAUUUGCAGUGCAAAGCAAACAACUGAAUUCAGACCGUAGAUUUAUGGUAAGCAGUAAAAUGCAGUGCUUACUAAUCAGCUUGGAAAGUAGGCAAAAACCCCAGCCCCUGGAAUCACAUCGCUGUUGGUAAGAGGUGCAUUUUAAGGUGCCAAAUAGUAAAACUUCAUCCUAGCAUAACUCAUCCUAAUCUUCCAAUUUCAGUAUUUCCUAGGACAAUAGGGGUGCUAAUUCUAAAAGCCAGUGACUAUGCCAACCUUUUUGCUGCCCAAAGGCAGCAGCUCAGCCUUAAUGUAAUACAGGUUUUUGUAUCUUCUUGGAAGAAAUGGAGGCUGAGCUGAGGACAGUUUUCAGCAGUGGCACUAUAGUAACUGGAAGAUAGGUUUGGAGGUAGGAUGGCCAGAACCAGUGCAUAAUUUCUCAAAAGAGAAUCUCGUCAACUUAACCCUUUCUAUUUGCUAUGUUCAAACUGAAACCAGACUCUGGGCUAAUGUCUGCCUGGAGCUUACACAAUGCUUUUAAGUGCUGAGAAAGACUGGGAAGCCUUUUAUAUAGUUCUCUGUCAAGCUUCCUUUGGGUUUUUUUCUGUGAAAGCCCCAUUUAUUUGCCUGCUGCUGCUGCUUCCUCUUCUGCAUUUAUUUAUAUAUCCCUUUUAGGUUCAGCAACUUCUCAUUCAUUGCUGUGACCUGAGUGAGAGCUAUGAUGCUUGCAUGCAUGCUUCCCUUAUUAUGGGGCUUGAUGGAACUUCUGGCCAUUACUUUGGAAGAUCAAGGUGGCUGUGGCCCUCCACCUAGGUUAAACUUUGCUGAGCUAACCGACGAGUAUAAGCAAAAGAAUUUAUUUCCUGUUGGCUCGAUUGUGAAAUAUAUGUGCCGUCCAGGCUAUACCGGACUGAGGUACUCUAUUAAGUGCCUUCAAAGCCAGGAGUGGUCCAAAGUUCUGGAGCGCUGUAAACGACAAUCUUGUGGAAAUCCAGGGGAACCAGAUAAUGGGAAGUUGAUUGUGCCCCAAGAUACUUUAUUCGGUUCCACUGUAAAUUACACCUGCAAUGAAGGGCACAGGUUAAUUGGUAGAACUUCCAGCAGAAAGUGUGUCAUACUUGGCCGAAAAGUAGGGUGGACUAAUGAUAUUCCUCUUUGUCAGCGUAUUCCAUGCUUUCCACCACCAGAUGUUCCCCAUGGCAAGCACAGUGGCAGGUCCAUGAAUGACUUCUCCUAUGGGACAGCUGUAACAUACACCUGUGACAAAGGCCACCCCCUUGUGGGAAAUGCCACUAUUUACUGUACUACUAAGGAUGGAUUAAAUGGAAUUUGGAGUGGCCGUGCAUAUUGUGGAGUGGCUCACUGUCCAGCUCCUCAAAUUGAAAAUGGAAGAAUAGUAACUGGUUAUUCCGCCACCUACACAUAUAACCAAAGGGUGACAUUAGACUGCAAUGCUGGCCACAAAAUAGCUGGCUCGAGAGAGAUCCAUUGCCAAGUGGAUGGCACAUGGGACCCUCCAGUACCUCACUGUGAACAGGGCAAGUAUCACUUUGAAGCUCUUUCGUAUGAGACUCCUCACCUGCAAACAGACUUCCCUUUCAGGCUGCUGCUGACUUUUAUGUUCCUAGUAAUCAAAGAAGCAACAUACAAAUCACUAGAAGCAACCCACAAAUCACUUGCUGUAAAAUUCACUGGUUGUGAAAAUCCAGAAAUCCAGAAUGGAAGAAUAACAAGAUCUAGAGGGCAAGUUAAACCCAAAGAGACAAUUACAUUUGAAUGUGACCCUGGCUAUAUCCUGAAAGGCAACCAUACAAUUCAGUGCCAGUUUGACAGCACAUGGGAUUCUCCUGUGCCCAUUUGUGUUAGGGUGAUUCAAUGCCAGCCACCCCCACAUGUUCAAAAUGGGAUGUACAACCAGGAAGCAGCAGUGUUUACUAAUGGAAUGUCUGUGAAAUACACAUGUGAGCCUGGCUAUGGUCUAAUUGGAGAGGGGACUAUUUACUGCACAGCAUCUGGUACAUGGUCUUCCCCUGCCCCUCGAUGUGAAGGAGGUAGCUGUGCACCCCCACCCAGUUUACAAUUUGCUGAACUUCUCACUGAGUAUAAAGAAAAUAAUUCCUUUCCCGUUGGCUCAGUUGUGAAAUACAUGUGCCGUCCAGGCUAUGCUAAGCAUCCCGGAUUGAAGGCCUCUCUUAUGUGCAUUAGAAAUCAGGAAUGGUCAGGAGUUCAGGAGUUCUGCAAAAGAAAAUCAUGUGGAUAUCCAGGAGAACCAGAUAAUGGGAGGCUGAUUGUAACAAAAGAUCUUUUAUUUGGUUCUACUAUAAAUUACACCUGCGAGGAAGGGUACAGGCUAGUUGGUCUAUCUUCCAGACAGUGUGUGAUAUCUGGCCUAAAAGCAGUAUGGACUGGUGAAACUGCUAUUUGUCAGCCUAUUUCGUGUUCUCCACCACCAGAUGUUCCCCAUGGCAAGCACAGUGGCAUGGAUAUAGAUGACUACUUCUAUGGGACAGCUGUAUCAUACACCUGUGAAAAAAGCCACCCCCUUGUCGGAAAUGCCACUAUUUACUGUACUACCAAGGAUGGAGUAAAUGGUGUUUGGAGUGGCCGUGCAUAUUGUGGAGUGGCUCGCUGUCCACCCCCUCAAGUAAGGAAUGGAAGGAUAGUAACUGGUUAUUCAGACACCUACACAUAUAACAAAAGGGUGACUUUAGACUGCAAUGCUGGCUACAAAAUAUCUGGAACAAGAGAGAUUCAUUGCCAGGUAGAUGGUACAUGGGACCCUCCUCUACCUCACUGUGAACUGGUAUCACAGUGCCCCUUGCCUCUGGAUAUACCCAAUGGAAAUCACAAUGGUUUUCCUGGGGAAGUCUUUACUUCUCAGAAGUCUGUAACUUAUUCCUGUGAUCCUGGUUACUCACUUGUUGGAAAGGCAUCUAUUUCCUGCACAGCUUCGGGAGAGUGGAGCAGUCCUCUGCCACGUUGUGAAAGGCAGUGCCCCCCACCUCAAGUGGUCGCUCACGGGAAAUACAGCAGUCAGGAAGCAAAAGGUUUUACUAAUGGGGGGUUUGUAGAAUACACUUGCGAUCCUGGAUACAGCAUUAUAGGAGAUGCCAGAAUUUUUUGUACAGCAUCUGGGUCUUGGAACUCCUCAGCGCCUAACUGCAAAGGUGAGUCAGCCUUUUUAUUUCAAGCAGCAUAUGCAAAUCAUACGACAAGUCUGAAAACAUUGGUAGGAAAGAUAUUUCAUGAAGCUGACUUCUUAUGUAUGUUAUUGUUGGAUGUAUUGCCUGUCUUGCUGAGGAACAAGAUAUUCUUCCCUUGUUGUUGUUGUUUUCCAGAGAUACAUUGCCCCUCACCUCCCAAAGUCCAGCAUGGAAAGUACAGGGCUCUGGGAUCAGAACAAUAUACCAGUGGAAAAAUUGUAAAAUACAGCUGUGACCCUGGUUAUGUACUAAUAGGAAGGGCAACUAUAUAUUGCACAGCAUCCGGUGUGUGGAGUCUCCCUGUCCCACGCUGUGAAUGCAAGUAUUCUGCUACACUGGAUUUUCAUUUUGGCUUUGUAUCUACUAGCUACUUUAUAUUUUCCUUUGCAGUCACUGGCUGUGUAAGUCCAAAAAUUCAGAAUGGAAGAAUAACAAGAUCUAAAGGGCAAGUUAAGCCCACAGAGACAAUUACAUUUGAAUGUGACCCUGGCUAUAUCCUGAAAGGCAACCAUACAAUUCAGUGCCAGUUUGACAGCACAUGGGAUUCUCCCACACCCAUCUGUGUAAGGGAGACUCAGUGUCAGCCACCUGCAAAGAUUGAAAAUGGGAAUCACAGCCACCAUGAAUUAUCAGUGUUUACGAGUGGAAUGUCUGUGAAUUACAGGUGCAAACCUGGCUACUUUCUUACUGGAGAGGCAACUGUUCACUGUACAGCAUCUGGUACAUGGUCUUCCUCUGCUCCUCACUGCAAAAAAUUGCAGUGUCCCCCUCCUCUGCCUAUUCCAAAUGGUGAUCACAAUGGCCAUGGAGAAGCUCAUUUUGCUACAGGAAGAUACAUCAAUUACACCUGUGACCGUGGCUACUUGUUACGUGGCAAGUCUUCCAGUCAGUGUACAGCCUCUGGAGCUUGGAGUCAACCUUUACCCCAGUGUGAAGUAAUGCGUUGUCCACCACCACCAAGCAUUGAGCAUGGAAAGAAUAUAGGAGAAGACCUCACCUAUGGGAGUUCUGUAAUAUACAUUUGUGAUGCCGGCUAUUCCCUCGAAGGAGAGUAUUUGGUUACCUGUAUUUUAGAAGGCUCCAACUCUGUGAACUGGACUAAACUUCCAAAAUGCAAAGGGUGCCCUGCACCUCAAGCGAUUGCCAAUGGGGAACGUGACUCUGAAAGUCUGGAAGAUUUUCCUUAUGGCUCCUCUGUGACGUAUCGUUGUGACCCUGACUACUUUCUUGCUGGAGCUGCGACAAUACACUGCCUGUCUUCUGGAACAUGGGAUCAAUCUGUUCCUCAUUGUAAAAGCAGACAUCAUUCCACUUCUAUUCCUCUGUCAGAGAUUCAGUGCCAGCAACCCACAAAAAUCCAAAAUGGGGAUCACAGCCACCAGGAACUGUCAGUGUUUACCAGUGGAAUGUCUGUGAAUUACACAUAUUGUAACUACACUCUUUUCCUUUCAGAAAUUCAAUGCCGGCCACCCCCAAGUAUCCAGAAUGGGAUUCACAGCAAUGAGGGAUCAUCAGUGUUCACCAAUGGAAUGUUUGUUAAAUACACCUGUGAGCCUGGCUACUCGCUUACUGGAGAGGGAACUAUUUAUUGCACAACCUCUGGCACAUGGAGUGCUCCUGCCCCGCACUGUGAAGAAUUGCAGUGUCCCCCUCCUCUGCCUAUUCCAAAUGGUGAUCACAAUGGCCAUGGAGAAGCUCAUUUUGCUACAGGAAGAUACGUCAAUUACACCUGUGACCGUGGCUACUUGUUACGUGGCAAGGCUUCCAGUCAGUGUACAGCCUCUGGAGCUUGGAGUCAACCUUUACCCCAGUGUGAAGUAAUGCGUUGUCCACCACCACCAAGCAUUGAGCAUGGAAAGAAUAUAGGAGAAGACCUCACCUAUGGGAGUUCUGUAAUAUACAUUUGUGAUGCCGGCUAUUCCCUCGAAGGAGAGUAUCUGGUUACCUGUAUUUUAGAAGGCUCCAACUCUGUGAACUGGACUAAACUUCCAAAAUGCAAAGGGUGCCCUGCACCUCAAGCGAUUGCCAAUGGGGAACGUGACUCUGAAAGUCUGGAAGAUUUUCCUUAUGGCUCCUCUGUGACGUAUCGUUGUGACCCUGACUACUUUCUUACUGGAGCUGCGACAAUACACUGCCUGUCUUCUGGAACAUGGGAUCAAUCUGUUCCUCAUUGUAAAAGCAGACAACAUUCCACUUCUAUUCCUCUGUCAGAGAUUCAGUGCCAGCAACCCACAAAAAUCCAAAAUGGGGAUCACAGCCACCAGGAACUGUCAGUGUUUACCAGUGGAAUGUCUGUGAAUUACACAUGUGAGCCUGGCUACUCUCUACAUGGAGAGGCAACAAUUUAUUGCACACCAUCUGGCACAUGGUCUGCUCCUGCUCCUCACUGCAAAAAAAUUCAAUGCCGGCCACCCCCAAGUAUCCAGAAUGGGAUUCACAGCAAUGAGGGAUCAUCAGUGUUCACCAAUGGAAUGUUUGUUAAAUACACCUGUGAGCCUGGCUACUCGCUUACUGGAGAGGGAACUAUUUAUUGCACAACCUCUGGCACAUGGAGUGCUCCUGCCCCGCACUGUGAAGAAUUGCAGUGUCCCCCUCCUCUGCCUAUUCCAAAUGGUGAUCACAAUGGCCAUGGAGAAGCUCAUUUUGCUACAGGAAGAUACGUCAAUUACACCUGUGACCGUGGCUACUUGUUACGUGGCAAGGCUUCCAGUCAGUGUACAGCCUCUGGAGCUUGGAGUCAACCUUUACCCCAGUGUGAAGUAAUGCGUUGUCCACCACCACCAAGCAUUGAGCAUGGAAAGAAUAUAGGAGAAGACCUCACCUAUGGGAGUUCUGUAAUAUACAUUUGUGAUGCCGGCUAUUCCCUCGAAGGAGAGUAUCUGGUUACCUGUAUUUUAGAAGGCUCCAACUCUGUGAACUGGACUAAACUUCCAAAAUGCAAAGGGUGCCCUGCACCUCAAGCGAUUGCCAAUGGGGAACGUGACUCUGAAAGUCUGGAAGAUUUUCCUUAUGGCUCCUCUGUGACGUAUCGUUGUGACCCUGACUACUUUCUUGCUGGAGCUGCGACAAUACACUGUCUGUCUUCUGGAACAUGGGAUCAAUCUGUUCCUCAUUGUAAAAGCAGACAUCAUUCCACUUCUAUUCCUCUGUCAGAGAUUCAGUGCCAGCAACCCACAAAAAUCCAAAAUGGGGAUCACAGCCACCAGGAACUGUCAGUGUUUACCAGUGGAAUGUCUGUGAAUUACACAUGUGAGCCUGGCUACUCUCUGCAUGGAGAGGCAACAAUUUAUUGCACCCCAUCUGGCAAAUGGUCUGCCCCUUCUCCUCACUGCAAAAUGAUACAGUGCCCCUCGCCUCCAAAUGUCCAGCAUGGAAAUUACAGUGCACCAGAAUCAAUACAAUAUACCAAUGGAAAUUCUGUAAAUUACAGCUGUCAACCUGGUUAUGUACUAAUAGGGGAGGCAACACUGAAUUGCACAGCAUCUGGUGUGUGGAGUCUUCCUGUCCCACACUGUGAAGCAGUAGGCUGCAUCCUCCCACAGAUUUCUGGUGGCAAGAAGGAAAACUCAGAAAUUGUGAUUCAGAUUGGAGCUAAUGUGACUCUGGAAUGUGAAGAUGGUUAUGCCUUGAAAGGCAGUUCUCGUGUUCAGUGUCAGCCUGAUUUUACAUGGGAUCCUCCUGUGCCAGUUUGUAACCAAGGUUUUUAUAUCUCCGUUGCCACAGGCAUUGGCUCUCUGGUUGGCGCCUUGCUUCUUUUGGUUAUUGCUGGUGUUUUCUGUGUAAUUGUAAUUGUUUUGAAGCGGAACAAAGCUAAAUAUACUCCUGCAAGCAACAGAAUAUAUGAAAGUCCAGAUGUUCAAGUAGCAUGAUCCAACUCUGAAAAAGGCUUCGUUUUUGCAGUAAUAGGUGAAAGUAACUGGAUGAACAGAUGCCAACAAAUAUACCUGCUUCUUUGGACCACUUGACACAAUCACUGCUUGGAAAGUGAAAACAAAUAUUUUGCCACAUGCAGAAGAGGAACACAUUCAUGUUUCAGUUUUUGCACUGCCCCUUUCAGAUAGAAAUAAUCACUGUGGUUUUGAUAUGCUAACUUUUUUUGUAUUUUCAAAAUAUAUAAUAUAAUACUACUUGUAAGCUACCUUGUAGGAUUAAUAUUCUGAAAGAUCAGAAAUAAAUAACUGUUAUAAAUAAAAUAAAAUUUAAAAAUUA
This is a messenger RNA of Podarcis raffonei (Aeolian wall lizard), 7731 nucleotides long. RefSeq names its product complement C3b/C4b receptor 1 (Knops blood group) (gene CR1). The coding region runs from base 1038 to 7391 and encodes 2117 amino acids. The transcript is spliced from 39 exons. The record is from RefSeq and is a predicted model, not a curated record. Lineage: Eukaryota; Metazoa; Chordata; Lepidosauria; Squamata; Lacertidae.